UUGGAAAAGGAGAUCAUCACCAAGACAACAACAACAUGAUAAUAAAAUAUAAUGAAAUUGAGUAACAGAGCUUGUUUUUGGCUAUUUUUCCAAGUUCUGGUUUCAAGCUCCAAAUUCGAGUUCCCAGCGUAUGUGUAUAUGUGCUAUGGACGUUUUUUUUGUAAGCGAAAUUCAGAAUGCAAUGUGUUUUAGCUUUUAUAUUCAUUGACGUUUCCAUAAAUGAAACCUUAUAUUUAUGAAUUGAAAGACAGUUUGUCACUGACAAACUAAAAUAUUCACAUACACAAAGAAUUAAAUCAAUAUAUCUUAGCAAUAUGGUUGUGAUCUCGACACUCUCAAAAAAUCAUAGAAUCAUUUUAUUCUAAUAGCGUUCAGUUGGAAUUGAAAUUUUAAUUGUUUUUUCAACUUUUUUUUUAUUUAUUCACAAUACGAUCCACCAUUAUGUGCCGAGUUUUUUAUAAAUAUUUUCUAAUUACAAGUACCAGUUUUAUGGCUACUGGUGGCUUUUAUUUUGCAAGCCUUACACGAUGGUUAUGGCCAUCACCCAUUUAUGAUUAUGGUGAUUAUGAUUGGCGCAAAGUUCCCGAAUCUAUCGGUGCUAUUUGUUUUAUACUUUUUUCCAUUGGCUUAUUGCUCGUAUUACGUGCUCAUGAACACGAACUAUUCGUAUUCACUUUGAUUCUAUUAAUACCGAUGGUAACCAUAUCCAUAAUGUUAAUCAUACAUCUUAUCGAAAAACGUGCACGUAUUGAUUUGAGUGAUUUUUUCCUUUUGGUCAUCGUUAUAUUGCUUAUAUCGAUUAUUGGUAAUAUAUUUCUAUACAUACAAAGUUUAAAAAAUCUUCAAACACAUAUUCGACAGAAACACAAUCCAUUGCAACCACAGCCGCAUCAACAACAGAAAAAAAAGACUUCCAUCUAUUUUCCACAACGCAAAACAGAUACUUUCGAAUUGUAAGAUUUAUUGUAAUAACU
Molecule: messenger RNA, 974 nt
Organism: Dermatophagoides farinae (American house dust mite)
Lineage: Eukaryota; Metazoa; Arthropoda; Arachnida; Sarcoptiformes; Pyroglyphidae
Source: RefSeq, a predicted model, not a curated record